UUCUGCGACCUCCACCGCAGCCUCGGAGGCUGCCCGCAGAGAGCGUCAGGAUGGCCGAGGAAAAGAGUGACAAAGCAGUGCUGGAAGAAACUGCAUUUGAAGAAAUCGAAAGGGAUUUUCACGAGGUUCUCAAUGAACUUAUAGGAGACAAAAGUCUGGAGAAAUUUAGGCUUGAAUAUGAGAAGCUUCAUGCUGUGAUGAAAAAGUCUUAUGAAAAUGAAAAGCGUCUGAUGGCCAAAUGCAGAGAACUAAAUGCAGAGAUUGUGGUUAAUUCCGCGAAGGUCGCCACUGCCCUGAAGCUCUCUCAGGAUGACCAGACCACCAUCGCAUCCUUGAAAAAGGAAAUUGAAAAGGCCUGGAAGAUGGUGGACGCAGCCUAUGAUAAAGAGCAGAAGGCGAAGGAGACGAUUCUUGCUCUGAAAGAGGAAAUCGUGAACUUAACCAAACUAGUCGAGCAAGGGUCUGGCCUGACAAUGGACCAGGAUAGCAAUAUCCGAGAUUUACUGAAGUUCAAAGAAGAAGUGACCAAGGAGCGAGACCAGCUCUUGUCCGAAGUGGUGAAAUUACGAGAGUCCUUAGCAAACAUCACUGAACAUCAGCAGGAAGCAGAGCGAAGCCGAGACGAGGCAGAGCACACCAUCAAUCAGUUCCAACAAGAAAUCCAGCAACGUCAGAAUGAAGCUUUGCGGGAGACUCGAAAGAAGGAAAAACUAGAGAAAGAGCUCAAGCAGAUUCAGACGGACAUGGACACCAGGCAGACGGAGAUCAAGGCCCUGCAGCAGUAUGUGCAGAAGAGCAAGGAGGAGCUGCAGAGGCUGGAGCAGCAGCUGAAGGAGCAGAAGAUAUUGAACGAGAGAGCUGCAAAGGAACUGGAGCAGUUUCAGAUGAGAAACGCUAAACUUCAGCAAGAGAAUGAACAACACAUUUUGGUUUGCGAACAGCUAUCCCAGGAAAACCAGCAGAAGGCAUUGGAGCUCAAAGCCAAAGAGGAAGAAAUUCAUCAGAUGCGCACUGACAUUGGGAAGCUCAACAAAGUCAGGGAGCAAAUCCAUAAGAAACUACACCAGAUUGAAGACCAAAAGGCAGAAGUAGAACAGCACAAGGACACUCUGAAAAAUCAAAUCUUGGGAUUAGAGAGAGAGGUGGAGGUGUCAAAGAAACAAGCAGAAUUUGAUAAGAAAGCCAUGGAUGAGCUUCUGAGAGAAAGGGACAUGUUAAAUAAGAAUAUGCUCAAGGCAAUCCACGCGACCCAGAAACAGGUAGACCUGGUGAAGCUCCAUGAACAAGCCAAAAGGAACUUGGAGGAGGAAAUCCAGAACUACAAAGAUGAGGCUCAGAAGCAGAGAAAGAUCAUCUUUCAACUGGAAAAGGACAGGGAUCGGUACAUCAACGAAGCCAGUGACCUCACCCAAAAGGUCCUCAUGAACAUGGAAGACAUAAAAGUCCGCGAAAUGCAGAUUUUUGACUACAAAAAGAAAAUCGCUGAAUCAGAGACUAAAUUAAAACAGCAACAGAACCUGUAUGAAGCUGUGAGGUCAGACAGGAAUCUGUACAGCAAAAAUCUGGUGGAAGCUCAGGAUGAAAUAACGGAAAUGAAGAAAAAAUUAAAGAUUAUGACCCAUCAGGUAGAUCAGCUGAAGGAGGAAAUCUCUUCCAAAGAGUCAGCGCUUGUGAAGCUACAUCUGGAACAGCAACGCAUAGAGAAGGAGAAGGAAACAUUGAAGGCCGAGCUGCAGAAGCUGAGACAACAAGCCCUGGAGACCAAACACUUCAUUGAAAAACAGGAAGCUGAAGAGAGAAAACUCUUGCGCAUUAUUGCCGAGGCUGAUGGGGAGAGGCUGAGACAGAAGAAGGAAUUAGACCAGGUCAUCGGCGAGAGAGAUAUCCUCGGGUCACAGCUUGUUCGUCGCAACGAUGAGUUGGCUCUGCUCUAUGAGAAGAUCAAGAUCCAACAGUCCGUGCUGAAUAAAGGAGAGACCCAGUACAACCAGAGGCUGGAGGACAUGAGGAUCCUCAAGCUUGAGAUCAAGAAGCUUCGCCGGGAAAAGGGGAUUCUUGCCAGGAGUGUGGCUAAUGUCGAGGAACUCAGGCAGGAGCUGUUUCACAUGCAGAGAGAGUUCAUGAAGGAGCGGACACGCUGCCGGGCGCUGGAGGAGGAGCUGGAGAACCCCAUGAACGUGCACAGGUGGAGGAAGCUCGAGGCCAGUGACCCCACUACCUAUGAGCUGAUAGAGAAAAUUCACACUCUGCAGAAGCGUCUCAUCAGCAAGACCGAAGAGGUGGUGGAGAAAGAGCUGCUCCUUCAGGAAAAGGAGAGACUGUAUGUGGAACUAAAGCACAUCCUGGCCAGGCAGCCCGGGCCCGAGGCCGCGGAGCAGCUGCAGAUCUACCGCCAGACGCUGCGGGAGAAGACCAAGCAGCUGAAAGUUUUGUCUUCAGAAUUGAAUAUGUAUGAAUCCCAGAGCGAAGAGUAUAAGUAUGAGCUGGGAAAACUUAGCAAUGAACUGAUGAAUCUAAAGAAGAAAUACCUUGCUCAGAAACGCAAAGAGUACGUUCAGAAACAAAAGGACAAAUCCAUGGAUAUCACCAUCGCACUGGGCAAACCAACUGGCCCUCGUUUUACUGGGGGUGGAUUUCCACUCAGCAAGUCACCCCAAGUGAAGUCCUAACCCGAAGCUGCUGGCUGGGUCCAGUUGAACAGCUCAUGACAUUUGCUCUGGAACCUUUUGGAGAAGUCUCUUUCAAACCCCUUAGGAAUUUACAGAAAUCAGUGCUUAGAUUACAGGCUGGAAAGAAAAUGCACAACUAUCAUAGUCAUGUACAUAUAAGAGUGAUGAAAUUCUACUCGGUUCACGUGGCUAGUAACAGCGUGGAAUUAUCUCUCUUCAGUUAGGCUGACCCAUGGCAUGAAGCAGGUCUUUUGUUACGACCACGUUUGUUGGAUGAUUUGAAAUGCAUCACAUCUAGACACUCCUUAAGCACAAAGUCGUGGGUCUUUAUUUCUCUGUUAUGAGACAUUGGUGCAUUUGAAGGGGUGUUAUAUUUUAAAAACAUUUCUGAAAUGCAGUGCAUUCUUAUUAUUAAGAAUCUAUUUUAAUUAUUCAUACUUACAAUUAAAUAAUGUUAAUCAUUUUUCAGAAUGAUUUCUUUGUGGA
Molecule: messenger RNA, 3155 nt
Organism: Pipistrellus kuhlii (Kuhl's pipistrelle)
Lineage: Eukaryota; Metazoa; Chordata; Mammalia; Chiroptera; Vespertilionidae
Gene: CFAP58
Product: cilia and flagella associated protein 58
Exons: 18
Coding region: 51-2669 (872 amino acids)
Cellular component (GO): cytoskeleton
Source: RefSeq, a predicted model, not a curated record